Messenger RNA from Diuraphis noxia (Russian wheat aphid), 1965 nucleotides. Its product is annotated as lanC-like protein 3 homolog. NCBI's taxonomy places the organism in Eukaryota, Metazoa, Arthropoda, Insecta, Hemiptera, Aphididae. Gene Ontology annotation, cellular component: plasma membrane. Gene Ontology annotation, biological process: carbohydrate metabolic process; peptide modification. The record is from RefSeq and is a predicted model, not a curated record.
GUUUAUCUAGAUAAUUCUUUAUUUUAUAUCUGUGGUGUUUACUAACAUUGUUAUCACACAUCAUGGUCGGCCGGCAACAACGCCAACAACGGAUUUAUACAGAUGUAUUAUUUUUUACAAUUAGGUAUCUAUCUGCGACUGUCGUCAAAAAUUCUGUGCUAAUUAAUUAUUUUUUAGUAUUUAUUAGGUAUAUUAUUAUCUUUUGUUACUCGCUUACUCGUAUAACGACAUAACGUUACAAAUUAAAUUUAGUGAUUUAUUUUGAUAUGGCAAUCGUUAUUUGUUAAUUUCUAUCAUACCAAGCAAGUAGUAGCACAUAGCUUACAAUUCUUCAUAAAAGAUCAGUAAUAAAAAAAAACUAAAUAAAGUUAGUCUUUUGAAAAAGUUACUUAUUUUUAAUCGUUAAACUAAAUGCUAAUUGUUAAGUGUAUACGUCAUGAAUACUAAUAACAGACAUCAGUAGAAAAACAAUUAGAAAAUGUCAAAACGCUAUUUUAAAAAUGUAUUGCUCGAUGGUCAGGAAGUUGAUUCUAAUACGUUUCAUGAUUUUUGGAAAGAUAACGUGUACCGUCUGAUGGAGUGUAUAAGUCAAAAUACUUCGUUGUCCCCUGAUAAUGACUUGUAUACUGGAACGACUGGUAUCGCAUAUAUGUUUUUUCAUUUAUCUACAUCAGAAGGGUUUAAAAAYGAUUCUGCUGCCUUAUUGAAUAAAGCAGUUGCAGUUUCAAGACUAAUGGAACACAAUUUAACUGAAAAAUGCUCAAGUCAAUUCAUUUGUGGAGAUGCUGGAGUUAAUGCCGUGAAUGCUGCAAUAUAUCACCAAAUUGGCGAUGAGAAAACUGCAGAAAUGUAUUUAGAGCGUUUUAAAAAUGGGUUAGCCGUUUGUAAGCCAAUCAACUUUUUUAAGCCAGGAGGAGACGAAUUAUUUGUUGGUCGUGCAGGUUAUCUUUAUGGAAUUUUAUGGUUAGAAAAAGUUUUUAGUAAGAAAAUAAUAGCUGACCUAGACAUUAUUCAACUCUGUUUAACAAUUGUGGAGUCUGGGCGCAAUUAUUCUAAAAAAAAUAAAAGUAUAUUUCCUCUCAUGUACUCAUAUUAUAAUACAGAAUAUUUAGGUGCAGCUCAUGGUCUGUGUACAAUUCUACAAGUAUUAAUUUCAUUUCCUUGUUUUAUUGAAAAAGAUCAAAAAAUUAUGGAAGAUAUUAAAAGGAGUAUAGAUAUACUGAUAUCAUUUCAAACAACAAGUGGUAAUUUCCCUUGUGCAAUGGAUGAAUUAAAUUCAAGAAAAAGGCCUGAAAAAGAUGAACUGGUUCAUUGGUGUCACGGAGCUCCGGGUGUUAUAUACUUAUUAGCUAAAGCAUAUUUGGUUUUUAAAGAGCCCACUUAUUUGGAGUGUUGUUUAAAAUGUGGAGACUUGGUAUGGACAAAAGGACUACUAAAAAAAGGCCCUGGAUUGUGUCACGGAAUAGCUGGAAACGGAUAUGUUUUCUUACUACUCUAUAGGUUGACCGGCGAUAAAAAACAUUUAAACCGAGCUAUUGAAUUUGGUAAAUUCAUAUUCACCGAUGAAUGUAUUCAAGGAUCUAGAAGACCAGAUAAUUUGUACAGUUUAUACGAAGGAUUAGCUGGCACAGUGUGUUAUUUAAGUGAUUUAAUGCAACCGGAGAAAGCUAGUUUCCCAUUUUUAGACGUGUUUUAAUUACACCUUUUUUAUCUCAAACAGUUAUUAAAUGUUUACUUUUGUACUUGUAAUUUAUUUCAAUACAUCUUAUGAUGUAGAGUUUAGUGGAAAGUAACAUAUUAUGCUCUAUCAGAAAUGUAUUUUUAUUAUUUUUAUGACACAAUUUUGAUAGGUAAUUUGUAKGUCUAGUGAAAUUUAUUUGUUAAAACUUGUUUUUCAGGUCUCUUGCUUAAUUUAUAUCUUUAAAUAUGAUUUUAUUUAAUGUAAAAUAUCAGUUUAUAAAAAUG